UAAAUUGAUCGAUAGUGAGCAGGCUCUCGACAAUGGUUCCUUGCUUCCAGCCCACCAAAGAAGUCCUUCUAGUGUCAAAGCAAACAUUUCUCAUAAAUAUGAACAUGAUUUUAUAGAUUCUUGUUUGUUUAUACAAGAACCAAAAACAGACAUUCCUCCAGCAGCUCACAAAUUUAAUGAGUUUGGAAAAUCCUUUAAUCAAGAGUCACGAUGUACUAUACAUCAGACACUCCGUACUAGAGAGAAGCAAUUUAUGUGUGAUAUAUGUGGCAAGGUCUUCACUCAAAAAUCGAAUCUUACAAGUCAUCAUAGAAUUCAUACUGGAGAGAAACCUUUCAAGUGUAAUGAGUGUGGGAAGGUCUUCAAUCACAGUUCACACCUUGCACAACAUCAGAGAAUCCACACUGGAGAGAAACCUUUCAGAUGUGAUGACUGUGGCAAAGUCUUCAGUCAGAAGUCCUACCUGGCAAACCACCGGAGAAUUCACUCUGGGGAGAGACCUUACAAGUGUGAUGCAUGUGGCAAGGUCUUCAAUGAGAUUUCACACCUGACAAGUCAUCGUAGAAUCCACACUGGAGAGAAACCUUACAAAUGUGAUGAAUGUGGAAAGGUCUUCCACCAAAUUUCACACCUUGCACAACAUCGAACCAUUCACACAGAAGAGAAACCUUUCAAAUGUAAUGAGUGUGGCAAGGUCUUCAGUCGCAAUUCUUACCUUGUUCAACAUCUGAUAAUCCACACUGGGGAAAAACCGUACAAAUGCAAUGAGUGUGUCAAGGUCUUCAGUCACAUUUCACACCUUGCACAACAUCGGAGAAUUCAUACAGGAGAGAAACCUUACAAAUGCAAUGAGUGUGGCAGUGUUUUCAGUCACAAAUCUUCCCUAGCAAAUCAUCAAAGAAUCCACACAGGAGAGAAACCUUUCAAAUGCAAUGAGUGUGGCAAGGGCUUCAGCCGCAACUCAUACCUAGCAGAACAUCUGAUAAUGCAUACUGGGGAGAAGCCUUACAAAUGCAAUGAAUGUGGCAAAGUGUUUGGUCGCAGUUCACAUCUUGCAUGUCAUCGCAGAAUCCAUACGGGAGAGAAACCUUAUAAGUGUAAUGACUGUGGCAAAGUAUUCAGUCAAAAUUCAUACCUAGCAUGUCAUCGCAGAAUCCACACUGGGGAAAAACCUUAUCAAUGUAAUGACUGUGGCAAGGUCUUCAGUCUGAACUCAUCCCUAGCCCAUCACCGCAGGAUCCAUAGUGUAGAGAAGCCAUAGUCGUGUAAUCAAGGUGCGCAGGGUGGUGGGUCUCACCUACUUCAGAAAAAGGCAGAAGGGUGGCAAGUGCAAAUCCAGUCUGGACAUAAUGGUGAGACUCUCUAAAUAUGAAAUAAAGGGCUGUGAUGUAGCUAAGUGUUAGAAUGACCGCCUAACACGUUUUGAGUCCCUGGGUUCAAUCCCUAAACCCCAGAAGAGGAAAAUAGUAAUGCAACAAAUGUGUUGAGGUCUUCAGUAACAUUGACAUCUCACAUAUCAAGCAUUUAUGGUGGAGAGAAACCCAACGAAUGUGAUGAGGGUCGCAAACCCUAUAAGGUGCAUCUGGCCUGGCCGAUCAUGUGAUCCACACCAAGAGGGCUAGGCAAAGUGUUCACUGACAUUUCCUAUCAUGCACAUUGUCAAUUUCUCAUCCUAGAAUAAAACCACAAAUGAAUUAGACAAAGUCUCAGUCAGCAUUCAAACCGUGCAAGACCACUGAGAUUUCCUAGUGGAGAAAUUAUCUCCCGUGUGUCAUGACUAUACAGAGUGAUCCAGGCCUCAUUUAAGGCUUAGUAACUUAGUUAGUCUGUGAUAGAGAGGAACUUCACACAUUCAUUGGAUGUAAACAGGCCCUAUGGUAAAAGCCUCUUAUCAGGAUUCCUGCUGGAACAGAAACUCAUAAAUGUACCUUGGUUGCAAAUCUUUAUUAUGCACUCAGUCCUCUGUACACAACAGGUAAGGCACAAAAGCAUCACUUUGACCAAGCCUGUCUUCAGUGCUCAUGUUUCAGUGGACAUCAGUUGAUCCACACUGGAGACGAACCAUGGAAAUGUCUGCAGGUGCCAAGCUCUUCUGGCACAGUUCACAGCUUGCACAACCUGGGAGAAGACGUCCUAGAGGUAAAGCUUGAAUCCAGUGAGUGUGGCACCCCCUGCAUUAUGAGUUCAAGCAGUGGUCAGAGUCCAUACUAAAGAGCAACAUCCAUCACAAUCACAACACAGGACAGACUUCCAUGCCUCAAAACCAGUGGAAACUGUGGAAAAGUUAUUUUCAUGUGUUGAGAGCCACAGCCGAAGGGGCCCCAGCAAACUUCCAGCUGCCAGCAAACUUCCAGCUGCCGGCUGAUGAUUGGCUCACAGCGGCCCCAGCAACAUCUAGCUGAUUGGCUCCUCGGCCCCAGCAACAUCUAGCUGAUUGGCUCCUCUGCGGUGAUGCUCAUUGGGCUGUUUCCCUGCCCUUUCAGACCACGGAGCUGCUCAUUGGGGGACUUUUUUGGCUCCGCCCACGUGACCCAGCCAAUCGGCCUCAAGAGCAGGAGGAUUGUGGGAGGUGGGGAGAAGCUUGUGUGGGAGAGAGAGGCUUGUG
Molecule: messenger RNA, 2605 nt
Organism: Marmota monax (woodchuck)
Lineage: Eukaryota; Metazoa; Chordata; Mammalia; Rodentia; Sciuridae
Product: zinc finger protein 83
Exons: 1
Coding region: 254-1261 (335 amino acids)
Biological process (GO): regulation of transcription by RNA polymerase II
Molecular function (GO): RNA polymerase II cis-regulatory region sequence-specific DNA binding; DNA-binding transcription factor activity
Source: RefSeq, a predicted model, not a curated record